GUCGGAGUUACAUAUAAGGAAUACAUUUCCUUUAAAAUUCUCCGAUUACGUAAAUAUUUUACAAUUUGUUUAGCAAUUGUAUUUUUGCAACUAUCAAACGAAUAUUCAACUGCGGUUCUUGCCCAAAAGAGACUUUUGUAAGAACACAUUCCAUAACUUAUACUUAAUCGUCUGGCCAACUCAUUCGCCACCCAUAACAUUAACUUCACACAUAUGAUCACGAAGUUUAUGCCAUUCUAGAAUUUUGAACGUUAUUUUAUAACAAUUUAUAGCUUGUCUAGGCUUCUUGACUCAGCCAUUUAUUACUUUAACUCGACGGAGACUAUCAUUGUUUUCUAAGUUUUAUUUCUUUAUCACUGAUGUUACACCCAAAUAUCAACCACAAUAUGGCUACUCGUAUACAUAGUCCCCCUCAUAGAGGAUUCCCUGACGAAAAUAAAAUAUGUCAAUGGUAUUGUUGUCUGUGUGGUCAAACUUUUGGCCAAAUUUAUUAUAAAGAUAGAAGAUCAGAACCCGUACCAAGAUCAUCCGUUCCAAUACAAAAUGAAUUGAUAGAUAAAAUCAAAUAUUACUCCCAAAUUGUGUACAAUCAGCAUAAACCUGAAGAUAAUGACUAUUUCCAGUACCAUCCAUACCCUAGCAGUGGUCUUCAUUCCCCACUGACAGUGCCGCUUGAAUUGAGGGUUGGACGGUUUAAUGUAGAAGAUACUACAGACAUGACCGAAAUGAAUAAUAGUUCCAACGUUAUGUUGAAAAUACCUACGAGGUUUACUUGUCAUCGAUGUGAUCAUAUGAUGUGCCCUUACUGUCCCAAAAUCCGAAUAAAGGAUCUUAAUAACGAAUCAUGAAUACCCCACCAAGACAUAUUGCUAAUUUCUAAUAUAUUGACCGAUUUGUACACCGAUUGGCUAAUAGGAUAUUAAUAGAUAAAGAUAAGUAGC
Messenger RNA from [Candida] anglica, 941 nucleotides. The record is from the annotation of a GenBank genome assembly. NCBI's taxonomy places the organism in Eukaryota, Fungi, Ascomycota, Pichiomycetes, Serinales, Debaryomycetaceae.